Molecule: messenger RNA, 2935 nt
Organism: Hypanus sabinus (Atlantic stingray)
Lineage: Eukaryota; Metazoa; Chordata; Chondrichthyes; Myliobatiformes; Dasyatidae
Gene: lrrc31
Product: leucine rich repeat containing 31
Exons: 13
Coding region: 899-2599 (566 amino acids)
Molecular function (GO): protein binding
Source: RefSeq, a predicted model, not a curated record
UGUUGUUUUGUUGCUUGUUCUUUUCCAUUCUAUUGUGUUCUGUGCUGUUCUACUGAGCACUGGGGGCAUGUUACUGUAUGCUGGAGCCAGAAUGUGUAAUGACACUUGCAGGCUUCCCACAGCACAUCCCUGGGUGUAUUGUUGUUAAUGCAAAUGACACAUUUCACUGUUUUAAUGUAAACAUGGUAAAUGAAACUGAAUCUGAACAACUAUUGCAAAUCACUAUGAUUAAGGUUUAAAAUUUAAGUCACGAGAAAUGUUACUUUGAAUCUUUAAUCCUCAGCAUGAAAUAAUUUGUGAGCUCCUGCUCUGAAAAACUUUGAUAGAAAUUUCUAAGCUUUGAAAUCCUAUGGGAAUAUUAAUCAAGGCCUGUGUGGAUGAGUGUGUACCUUCGAUAACAUAUCUAGAACAAAAGCCAUGGAUGAACCAAGAGAUUUGUAGUCUGCUGAGAGUAUGAUCUGUGGAAGUCAAGACUGGUGAUCCAGAGUUAUACAAGAAGUCCAGUGUCUGGUGACCCUGAGAUUUCUGUCUCAGAAGCUGACACCUGAACAUCUUUCAUGAGGAAGAACCCUUGCAAGGCAUCAAGCCCAGAUGGUGUGCCUGGUAGGGAUCUGAAACCUGUGUCAACCAACUGGCAAGAGUGUUCAAGGACAUCUCCAAUCAGAGGGAUCCUUAGUUAAUACACCUCAUUUCUCAGCGCGCUGCUUCCUGGGAGAUAUUGCAAGUCUGUAGUGAUUUGCGACCAAAACCAAAUCCCAGCCUGGUGGUCCCGGUCCGGCUCAAGUUUCGCCCGGGAUCUUCGGUUCCAGCUGCUCAGCUUCCUGGGAGAGACGAGAGGAACUAAUCCGGUGCCAGCAAAAAGAAGUAGUAGUUUGGGGCCUUUGCUUUUGUUAUCAAAAUGGAGACUACAGAUUCCAAACAUCAGAAGACAGAAAGUAUCAAACAGUCAAGGUCGCCCUUCGACCUGAUCGUGAACCAGAUAUGGAGAAAUAAAUCUUUGACAGAGAGAUGGCCACAGUCAUCAGUAUCCCGUUUUUUCAAAUUGUCUGAUAAUUCUACUAAAACUGACUGCUCUACAGGAAGGGAUGGACUGGAAGAAAUGUCACUGGAUUCUGAAGCCAAUGAAAACAUGUCAACAAUUUCAGAUGUUGAGAAUCGUGCAGCAAGUUGGCAACAAGUUGUUGAAUUCAUGGACAAGCUGGGCAAGAAGCCACACCACAAAUGCUUGAAUCUCAAUAACAGUGGGCUCACCGUGAAUGAGAUUGUCCAGUUGGCUGCUGUACUGCCAAACUUUCCAUCCUUGGAGGAGCUGGACUUGUCAUGGAAUGAAUCGAUUGGUGGAGCUCUGAAUCUGCUAAACAGUCAUUUGCAACAUACACCCAAGCUAAGGGUGCUUGAGCUGUCCAGUUGUGCCCUCUCUGCGUUGGACGUCUCCUCACUGGGUGAAUCCAUCCAGUUCUUGGUUAACAUUGAAAAGAUCGAUUUAUCCUGGAAUUGUGACUUGGGAGGGAACCUCUCACUCUUUACUCAGAAACUCCAGCCAAGCUUUACACUGAAGAUUCUAAAGCUAGUGGAUUGUCAUCUAACAGCUGAAGAUGGAAUUGCCUUGGGGAAAACUUUAUCCGUAAUCACAAAUUUGGAAAUUCUGGACCUUUCCAUGAAUAAACAUGUUGGAUGUGGUUUAGCUGGUUUAUUUCAAGAACUGAGGUGUGUUCCACAUCUCCAAGUGUUAAAGUUAAGCAACUGUGGCUUAACACAAGAGAACAUACAAGACUUGGGUGUUGCACUGAACCAUGUUCCUGCUAUGAGAAAACUGGUAUUAUCACGUAACAGCAUUGCUGGUGGUUUCAAGGAAUCAGCAACACAUUUACUGAACAUCACAGAACUCCAAGUGUUUGAUAUUCAUGAUUGUUCGUUGACUGAAGAUGAUACUUCUGCUUUAACACAGAUAAUUCCCUUACUGAAGAAUCUUCAAAUGUUGAAUUUAGCAAUGAAUAAGAAUAUUGGAGAUGCUGUGAGGAAUUUGAUUGCACGGAUUCGCUUUUUACCAAAGUUCAAAGGUCUUGGUGUCAACAACUGUAAUUUACUCAAAGAAUCGAUUGUGGAAUUGGCUGACACCCUUCCAAAUUUGACGGAACUGGAGACGUUGGACUUGUCUUGGAAUAAGUGCCUUGGUGGAAAUUUGGGAUUGCUGGUCCAGAUGUUGCAAAAUGAGACUCGUCUCCGUGUGGUGAAACUGUGCAGCUGCAAUCUGACAGGCCAGGAUUUAGCAUCUCUCGUGGCCCUCUCGUGUGCUGGAAUUUUAUCAAGCCUCGAAACGCUGCAUUUAACAUAUAACAACACAGUUGAUGACCAAUCUUGGGUGAUGUUCUUCAAAGAAAUUGAUGGUUUGAAGGCACUCUCGGAACUGGAUAUUGGCCUUAUGCCUUUAAGUCAUCGAGAAUGCAGCCCCUGGUUGGCUGUACUAUUGAGCUGUCUGCCUCGGCUCCCCUCACUCUUGGAAUUGGGCAUGCACCACUGGGUCAUCUCUGCUUCACAGUGUGAACUUCUGGACACAUUCAACCACCAACAUCAGCGGAAUAUCCACUUCACCUAUUAGAUUGUCAGCUUUUAUUGAAAUAAAUAUUCAAAAAUCCAAAUCACAGGUAAUAUAAAAGUUAAAGCAAUUCAGUUUCAGACGUGAUUCCGUACCAUUCUCUGCUGUUGUUGUCUCUGAUUCAAUAUAUCCUCAAAUGCAUCCUCAGUGCACUGUGGUAAUGAAGCUGCUGGUGAAUGAAAUGUCAGGGUCACUGUUCAGUUAAAGAAUAACUGUGCAGGAUGCAAAUGGUGGGGUAAAUGAGGUUACUUGUUAUGGCCAUUCUGGAACAAUUUCUAAAGCUGGACUAUGCAGGGUAUCUUAGCUGAUUAUUAUUUCCAUUAAAAUGUAUCUCAAUUA